Tremella mesenterica DSM 1558 is the source of this 1230-nucleotide messenger RNA. RefSeq lists its product as uncharacterized. NCBI's taxonomy places the organism in Eukaryota, Fungi, Basidiomycota, Tremellomycetes, Tremellales, Tremellaceae. Gene Ontology annotation, cellular component: cytoplasm. Bases 1 to 1230 code for a protein of 409 amino acids. The transcript is spliced from 9 exons. Gene Ontology annotation, molecular function: nucleotidyltransferase activity; thiosulfate-cyanide sulfurtransferase activity; URM1 activating enzyme activity. The record is from RefSeq and is a predicted model, not a curated record. Gene Ontology annotation, biological process: tRNA wobble position uridine thiolation; protein urmylation.
AUGAGGUUGAGCAAAGAAGAAUACGAAAGGUAUGGAAGACAAAUGAUCAUGUCCCAUUGGGGUCUACAAGGUCAACUCAAAUUGAAAUACUGUAAAAUCGCCUUGGUCGGUGCAGGAGGAUUAGGAUGUCCAUGUUUGGUUUACCUCGCUGGGGCUGGAGUGGGAACGAUAGGUAUAUUCGAUCAUGACACUGUAUCCCUUAGCAACCUUCACCGACAAGUCUUACAUACCACCGAACGGGUAGGUAUGAACAAAUCCGAUUCGGCUAGGUUGGGUCUUGAAGCAUUGAACCCAUUAACCCACAUCAUACCCCAUCCCAUCGCCCUCACACCGACAAACGCCUUAUCCCAUCUAACCCCAUAUGAUCUCAUAAUAGAUUGCACAGAUCGUCCUCUCACCCGAUAUCUACUCAACGACGUCGCUGUGAAACUCGGUGUUCCUUUAGUAUCAGGAGCGGCGGUAUCUUCCGUUGGACAAUGGUCCACUUAUUACAGUGAUAGGUCAAACGGAAAAACAAGACGAAGAGCGUGUUACCGUUGCAUGUGGCCAGAGGUCGUUGGUGAAUCUGCCAAAUGUGAUGAACAUGGGGUAUGGGGUACGGUGACGGGUAUGGUAGGUACUGGCAUGGCUACUGAAGCUAUAAAGGUUAUCAUGGGGCUAGAAGAAGACUCCAAUGGGACAUUACACAUACUCGACCUCCUAUCCGUCCCGAUGAUCCGUUCUGUGAAAUUACGUCCUCCACGAGUGAAAUGUACUUUUUGUGGACCUUCGUCAACCCUUCCAGACGAUCUCAAUGAGGUGGACUACGAGACUUUCUGUGCUGGACUUGCCUCGUCAACUUUUGCCUCGGGCAGUGAGAAGGGGCGACACAGGGCGAGAAACGCGAUGCUGAGACUUCAGAAACUUGUGGAGAUUUUCGAGGAUAUGGAAAAUACAGUGGUUAUUGAUACUAGACCAGAAGUGGAAUAUGAUAUGUGUCAUUUACCUCUGACGAUAAAUAUUCCUCUGAGUGACAUUCUCCGCUCUCCAUCGUCGAUACCAAAAUCCCAACAAGUGAUUUUCAUCUGUAAAAGAGGUAACGACUCACUCAUCGCUGCUCGUGACUCAGACGUCGGUUCAGCUGGGGAUUGCGAUGUAGAACAAAACAUGGUCAACGUCUUGGUCACUGAUGUUAUUGGUGGUUUGGAAGCUUGGUCAAGAGAGGUAGAUGAGACUUUUCCUAUUUACUAG